UUAGGUCAAAAAAGGCAGAUUCUUUUUCAAUCUUCCCUAACAUAAGGACUACAGGAACCCAUCUCAGAGAAUAUUUCACCUGACAUUAACCUGUUUUUCAGAUGGAUGACCAAAAUUACUGGAUUUGCUGUGUAGUGCACCAGUGUUUUAGAGAAAAGCACUGGCCAAUCUUUAUCUCUUAUCUUUUCCUAGUAUAUUUUAGGGUAAUGUUUACCUUUUCUGUCACUCUGUCACACCAAUUACUACUUCUGAAAUUAUUGUCAGCUGGCAGUAAAUACACCUGUGGACUUCAUUUGCUGUGAAAUGCAGUCAAUCAAACUUAGUCUUCAAUGCUGUUGGGCUCUAGCUUUAUUAUGCUGAUACUGUCUAGUACUGUGGAAUUUCAGAGGUAUUAAAGAGCAAAGAAAAAGAUGACUUCAAGCUGGAAAAACUAUACUGGACCUUUCUGGGUUUAACUGCAAUUUCUCACUGCAAGAGUGCUAAGCUUGGUUCUCUCCUAUGGAUGAAACCAUUGUUUCACAAAGGACGGAAGAUUCCUUCUUCAAAGGGAAAUCUGCUGGAUGCUGCAGUUCCACCUUGUUGUGAUGCACUUGGCCCUUAUGAUUACCCUGCUGCAGUGGCAUUCUACCUCAGUGCUCCUUGUGGAGGCAGCUUCAGAGCCUUUGGAGCCUUCUGUUGCUCUGGGCAUGGGAGCACAUCCCGUUGCCAGUGAAGAGAAGUCAGCCACCAACCUCGCAGCCAAACUGUUCCUUCUUGAUGAGCUGGUGUCUCUGGAGAAUGAGGUGACUGAGACCAAGAAGAAAAGAAGUUUCCCAGGAUUUGGGUCCCCGAUUGACAGAAUUUCUUCUACCUCUGUGGAUGUUAAAGGCAAACAGAGGAAAGUGGUUGAGCUGCCUAAGAGACGUUUUGGAGUUCCUCUUGACCGGAUUGGAGUGAGCCAUCUUGGCAACACCAAGGGUGCUUCUGUUCUGAAUGACUGACGCUGUUUUGGAAACAUUACAGAAAUUCAGAAGAUGCAUCACAACAUACCUUGUCAUUGACUAAUGAUACAGUACUCAAGGAAUUGACCUCCUGCAAAAUUGUUUCACAUUGCAUUUUACAAAUGUUGCAUUUACAAAUAAUAACAAAUUCAAUUCAUCAAGUUAUAAUGCUCUCACAGUUGUGUACGGUGUUACUGGUAGGAGGGGACAGAAAGUAUGUAUAUAAUUUAAUUGCAUGGCAUUUAUUUCUUAUACCAGCAGAAGUUCAUUAUCCUAGCAAGGACUGUUAGAUUUUCUGGAUUGAAAAUAAAGCCUCCAGAGAUGCCAAAAGCA
Neopsephotus bourkii (Bourke's parrot) is the source of this 1313-nucleotide messenger RNA. RefSeq names its product osteocrin (gene OSTN). Gene Ontology annotation, biological process: hormone-mediated signaling pathway. The record is from RefSeq and is a predicted model, not a curated record. Gene Ontology annotation, molecular function: signaling receptor binding. The coding region runs from base 561 to 980 and encodes 139 amino acids. NCBI's taxonomy places the organism in Eukaryota, Metazoa, Chordata, Aves, Psittaciformes, Psittacidae. The transcript has 6 exons.